CAUUGACACGUGCCCAACAUGUGACCAUGUGACACUGAAUUGUAAACAUUCCCCUUCUUUUAUCAGAUGACUCGCCUGCUGUAAUCAGAUUAUGAUGUUGCGAUAGUAGCAGCUCGAGUGCGAUGACAAAGGUUGUGGGUUGUAUUCACAAAACAUAAUGUUGCAUAAAUUUCAUCCAAUCUGCCAAAAUUACCGAAACCGUUUUAUCGCUAACCUAUAAUGGAUCCUGACGAGAUAGUUUACAACGAAUUUUAUCAUACUUUAAGGAAUGAAUAUAGAAGAAAAUAUGACCUUGCGUUAUCGAAAUGCUGGAAUAUCUGUGUGCCUGCUGGUAACUCAUUGCGGGGCUUGCCGAUAACGGAUGAAUUUGUCGAUGAUCACAUUCUAAAACCACAUCCUGAAAUACCACACCAUUUCACUUCAAUUGGAGAAGAUAAUUCUUGUUUAUACAAAUUUGAAAACACAUCGCUGAAGCUAAUAGAGGAAAAUGAGUCAACGAAGGUCAAUUGUCAACAUAAGGUCGGGAUAGUAUCCAUUGAGAAAGGAUACAACAAGGAAUUUCAAAUAUACGUAAUACUCGUUAUGGAAAUGCCGAUUCACCCAAAAUAUAUCUCGCCGAAUAGUCGGAUCGAAGAUGAAGUGAAAUUGAAUUGUAGCGUCGUCUCGUAUAAGGAUGCAAGAGGCUUCCUUGAUCAGUUGUCGGACCAAGCGAAUACUCAGUUUGACAAACUGAAAUCCACGCUAAAGCAAAUUGAUUUGGACGAUUUCAAUUCAUCCGAGGAACUCAGUUCAAUGCUACAAGAUCUCACUCGUCGUUACUGGGCAAUAAUCAUGCGUAAGCAGAGUCUUUGCCUGCAGCGAGAUGCUCGAUUUCAGAAGCUGCUUAGUACCUCCUUGGAAGUAUUUAUUAUGCACUUUAUGUACGAUAAGAUAUAUUAUCUCCUCUCGCGUGCGCUGCUGCAAGAAGAUAUGUAUCUCAAUAAGAAACUAAGUCAAUUCUUCGAUGCUGGUAUUACACCUGAUCAACUGGGGGCUGACGAGUCGUUAGCUAUCUCACUACCCGCUGCCAUAGUUGAACUAGCAACACUGGACGCACGAGAAGGUCCGCUGGAAAAAUCGCUCUGCUUGAGAAGCACGCUGGAUCUGAUUGUCGCCGAGGUUAAAGCAGCAAUUGCCGAAGUACAAACAAAGACUGAAAAUGACGAAAUAACGGUUUCGUCCUUCGUUUAUACUCAAUCCACAGACGAGCUGAUUCCACUGCUCAUAUACGUAAUCGUAAAAUCUCGUCCUAAGCGACUCGUGACUGAUUUACACUACAUAAAAAAUUUCCUUUGGUCCGCAUCGCCGCGUGACGGACUUUCCGAUAGUUUAUGUACCUUUGAGGCAGCGGUAGGUAUUUUGUUUCACUUAGAAGUACACGACUUACCAGGCAGAAGUCGCAAGGUAAAAACAGAAUUACCCAUCGGUGAACUCUUCGAUGUUAUAGCUAGAUCCGAUCAAGAUUUCACUCCUUUAGACAGACAAAUACACCAAUUGGCUACUAUGUUAGAAAAGUGUACACAGAAUUGAUUCGUUCUUUUUUGAUUAAUUUCUCUUUUAUACGCGGACUUAUGACAAUGACAACGCAAUACAACGACUUGCUAUAUUAUUAAACUACUGUAAAUUCAGUAGCAUAAAUACGCCUAUGAAAAUUGAUUCUCGUACUACUUAUUACGUAAAGUUUACGAUACUUACGAAUUGUUUCGUACAUACAUAAAUAAAAGAAUAUUUUACAGUA
Molecule: messenger RNA, 1777 nt
Organism: Neodiprion fabricii
Lineage: Eukaryota; Metazoa; Arthropoda; Insecta; Hymenoptera; Diprionidae
Product: ankyrin repeat domain-containing protein 27-like
Exons: 4
Coding region: 220-1569 (449 amino acids)
Biological process (GO): early endosome to late endosome transport
Cellular component (GO): transport vesicle; tubular endosome; plasma membrane
Molecular function (GO): guanyl-nucleotide exchange factor activity; SNARE binding
Source: RefSeq, a predicted model, not a curated record